CGUCACCCAGCAGACUCUGACGUACCCCUUAAUGGCGGUGCCCUUGUUACAAUGGGGACUGUUGUUGAUCACUUAUUAGCCAACAUACUGUGAAUAACUGCGGAUUAUUCAUACAGCUGUCUGUUUUUGGGUGAUUAACUCCGACGGCUACAUGUUAAAGCAGUCCAGUGCAGCGGGUCCCUCCACCGUUGCCUCUCCUCAACCAAUGAAGGAAUCCAAGGAUAACUUAUCAAUGACUGGCCAAGCAAUUCUGGACCACAUCAAGCCAUGCUGGUACUGGGACAAGAAAGAUUUGGCCCACACCCCGUCUCAAUCUGAGGGCCUGGACCCUGGCACAGAGGCUCGGUAUCGGCGAGAAGGAGCCCGCUUCAUAUUUGACGUGGGCACAAGACUUGGCCUACAUUAUGACACUCUGGCAACUGGCAUCAUAUAUUUCCAUCGCUUCUACAUGUUUCACUCUUUCAAGCAGUUUCCCAGAUAUGUGACGGGUGCUUGCUGUCUUUUCCUGGCAGGGAAAGUGGAGGAAACCCCAAAGAAGUGUAAAGACAUCAUCAAAACAGCUCGCAGCUUACUGAAUGAUGUGCAGUUUGCCCAGUUUGGAGAUGACCCCAAGGAAGAGGUGAUGGUGUUGGAGAGAAUUUUGCUCCAGACUAUCAAAUUUGACCUGCAGGUGGAGCACCCCUACAUGUUCUUGCUGCGUUACGUCAAGCAGCUCAAAGGGGAGAAGAACAAAGUGUGUAAAGUGCUGCAAAUGGCAUGGACAUUUGUUAACGACAGCCUGUGCACCAUGCUGUCUCUGCAGUGGGAGCCAGAGAUUAUCGCAGUAGCAGUCAUGUACCUGGCUGGCCGCCUCUGCAAGUUUGACAUCCAGGAGUGGACUGCCAAGCAGUCGUCACGUCGCUGGUGGGAGCAGUUUGUCCAAGAUGUCCCAGUUGAGCUGCUUGAAGACAUUUGCCACCAGAUCUUGGAUCUGUACUCCCAGGGCAACAAGCCCAUCCCUCAGCAGAUGCAGGAGAAGGAGCGGGCAGCUGCACCUCCUGCCCCUGCUCCUCCGGCUCCACCACAGGGACAGCCCCCGGUCUCGAACCCUCCUCCCCCACCGCCAAAGAAGACUUCCCCUCAGGGUGGUAGCCCUGCACGCCAGCUCAAACGCUCACAUGCAUCCCCCAAAGAUGAACCAAAGGCUCCAGAGCAAGUUGGGUCAAAGAUUCCUCGACUGGAGAGCCCAAUGCCUCCUCUGCCUACAUCACAGCCUCCCUCAGACCGAAAAGCUCCAGCUCCAGCACCUCCCACAGAAGCCGAACCAGGAAGCGAGACUGCUCCUCCUCCCCCGCAUGCCCCACCGCCACACCAGCCUCCUCCCCUGCCCCACCGUCCUCCUCCACCCCCGCCCUCCAACUACAUCAUGUCCACCACCAGCUCCUACAUGUCCGGGGAGGGCUAUCAGAACCUGCAGUCGAUGAUGAAGACAGAGGGUCCCUCCUACGCCCCUAUGCCGCCCAGCUACGCACCCCCAAUGCCGCCAUACCACCCCCACUAUCCACCGCCUGCAGCGCCCCCUCCAGGCCCUCCGCCUCCACCUUCCACCUACCCACCACCUAGCUUGCCCCCAACCUAUCCUCCUCCAGGUUACAACAGCUACCCUCCACCACCGCCUCCACGCAUGCCACCAGGCCAUGUACCCCCUCCAGGAAUUGGCCUUCCACCUGCUGGGUACCCUCCCCCUCCCCCUGUGCCCCCAGGACAGUCACAGGUCCCCCUUCCCCCUCCGCCUGGCAUGCCCCUGAACCGUGGGGGAUGGAUGAGAUGAGAAUUUGAUAGCAGUCUAUGAACUGAGGCAGCGCAGAGCAACAACUGGUGAAGGAAAGCUCUCUGAAGAGGGAGAACAACCAGGAACUUGUGUUAUUCUGGUACAAACAAAGGAAAAGGAGCCUUUUCACCUCCAGUACAACUUCUGAUAAACACCUGCUGGGGCUGUGAAUAAAGGCUUAUCAGCAAAUAGACUUGAAAGGAAAAGUGAGGUCUGGACAGUAUUGUUAUGAGAGCUAGAGGUGGUGCUCAAAGUUUGCUGCAGGAAUCCUGAAAUAUUUUUGAAACAAGUGACAAAAACCUGCACAGGAUGGAACUUAGUGUACCCAGAUCCAGGAUCUUGUAACAAACACUGUCCAGUCAUUGUGUUUGUUUUGGGAACAUACUGGGAAAUAGUAGCACCCUGAUUCUUUUCUUUUUUUUUAGUGUUGCCAGACAUUCUUUUCCACUAAUUGUAGGGGGAUGAGCUCGUGUUUUGGUUUUCCUGAAUUUUCAGUCACCCCAGUGUUAUCCUUCUUUUCUCCACAUUCCCACUGUUUAGCUGAGAAACAGAGCUUAAUAAAAUCUUGAGAUGGUUUAACAUGCAGUAGUCAGUAUAUAAAAAGGACUGUCACUGAAAGACUUAGAAAGAAACAUGCUGUGUAUUUCAGAACAGAAAUCCUGUUAUCAAAUCAACCACGUCUAACACUGGAAAGUCUAAGGUAUAUUUGUACAUAUCUGAUCUUUUCAUUUAGACAGGUUUUUUUUUUGGGGGGGGGGGGUUUCCUAUCCAUAUGUGCCUCUUUUUUCUGUAUCCUGCACGCAGCUUUGGUUUUGUGUCUGAGUGGCACUUAGGACAAUAAAAACUUGCUUUUCCUACUUUAAACUGAGUAGUAUAUUUUCAGUGUAUAUAAGGUGAAAAUGUGUUGGUCAGUAUGUCGCAACUAGAUUCACCAUGUACAGCAGGGUUUCCCAACCUUUUUUGUCUGACAAAGCCCUACAGCUCUGUCAGAUAGGUUUCCUCAGCGCCACUCAUACAUUUACUUAAAAAAGAUUAUAAACUGGACUUUAGUGCACACUAUUAUUACUACUACUGUACAACCAUCAACUGUCAGUUACCUUUAACUAUUUCAACCAUUUAUCCAUUAAUUUUAACAAACUAUUUGUUACCCGUCAUUUUUAGCUGUUUAAACUAUUUGUCAUUACUUAAACUACUCAGACUUCUCUGCCCACUUGCUAACUUGUUUUCACACACUCAUUUGCAAGUUGUGUUAAUGUGUUAGAAAUGACUGGUUACAUUACAGCUAAAUUUAAUUUGUAAUCCUAUUUGUCUGUUUGCUUUUUCCCUUUACACAAAUGGAUGGGUUUUUUUUUAAAUAAAUAACCAAACCUAGUACUUUUUGUGAGGUUAAUUAGUUGAGGUCCCCAUGUGUCUGUACCAGUUUUGUACCAACAGAGGGCAGCCUAACUCAUCCACUAAGGAAAACAACAUGCCUGCUAAAAUGUCUGCUUCAUCAAAUAAAGACAGCACUUCACAGUA
Messenger RNA from Lates calcarifer (barramundi perch), 3328 nucleotides. It is a transcript of the gene ccnk, whose product is annotated as cyclin K. NCBI's taxonomy places the organism in Eukaryota, Metazoa, Chordata, Actinopteri, Centropomidae. Gene Ontology annotation, cellular component: cyclin/CDK positive transcription elongation factor complex; nucleus. Gene Ontology annotation, molecular function: cyclin-dependent protein serine/threonine kinase activator activity. The record is from RefSeq and is a predicted model, not a curated record. Gene Ontology annotation, biological process: positive regulation of DNA-templated transcription, elongation; regulation of transcription by RNA polymerase II. The transcript has 11 exons. Bases 152 to 1810 code for a protein of 552 amino acids.